AUGCCUGGGACAUUCAAUUGCUCCUGUACUGCUGGUUAUGAUUUAGACAUGGAUGGAAGAACAUGCAAUGAUGUCGAUGAGUGUGAUGUUCAUUCAGACUCGUGUGAUACGACUAGUGGAGUUUGUACGAACAUGCCUGGGACAUUCAAUUGCUCCUGUACUGUUGGUUAUGAGUUAGACAGGGAUGGAAGAACUUGCAAUACCAAAUGCCCGGAUGCGUUCUGGACCUAUUUCCAAGGAAGUUGCUACAAAUUCCUCGACAAUGAACUCAGCUUUCACCAGGCCUUGUCUACCUGUCAGAGUCUGACCAAUGGACAGUCAUGCCAUGCAGACUUGGUUUCUAUUCAUAGUGCAGAAGAGCAGGAGUUCAUCGCCAGUCUCUGUCUAGAACAUAAUGCCGGCACAUGGUAUUGGAUCGGACUGCAUCAGCCAGACUCUUCUGGUCCAUUUCUUUGGUCUGACGUGACACCAGUCAGCCACACAAACUGGGACUCUAGACUGAGUCAACCAACAAACGGUCACCGAGACUGCGCCGGGACAAACAAGGCAAAAUUUCACUCUAUCGCAUUGGUCAUCGCCGCCAUCGUCGUCGCAAUCGGCGUGAUCGUCGGCGCCGCCAUCGUAGCCCGUGGCGACUAUGGGAGAGACCAUUCCCAGUGCUUGACUGCCGGGGAAGGGGAGCCGUGA
Messenger RNA from Strongylocentrotus purpuratus (purple sea urchin), 687 nucleotides. RefSeq names its product C-type mannose receptor 2-like. The transcript has 6 exons. Gene Ontology annotation, molecular function: calcium ion binding. The coding region runs from base 1 to 687 and encodes 228 amino acids. The record is from RefSeq and is a predicted model, not a curated record. NCBI's taxonomy places the organism in Eukaryota, Metazoa, Echinodermata, Echinoidea, Camarodonta, Strongylocentrotidae.